AUGGAUGAGUAUUUACAUGUUUAUGAUUUUGGAGGCAGUGCCUCAAGAAAUGUCUCAUCCAAUGAAAAUGACACUACUGAGAGAAAUGAGACUAGUAUUAAUACUAGUAUAAAUGAGAAUAGUUCUGUUUGCUCGCCAAACCCUGCCCCACAACCAGUUGAAACUGAAAACUCUAGAAUAAGAGACCUUGAAAAUUAUAUGGGAAGCCAGAUGUCUCAAGUUAUACAAAAAAUUACUAGUUUGGGUAAUACUAUUCAAAAUGUAAAUUCCCAACUGCAAAAACAAAUGAGUAAGGUAGAAACUGAACUAUGUACUGUAAAAUCUAAAAUGUCUGAGAUAGAACAUCCGGACCCAGAAAUAAGAUUCAAUCAUCAAGUGACAAGGGCCACAAGUAGUUAUGAAGCACAAAAUGAAUCUUGUUAUGAUUCAAGAAAUGGGGCAGAAAAUAAUAACUGUCUGUCAAAUGGUCAAAAUAUUCAACAGUCUGUACAUGAAAUGGUACCCACAUAUCAGAAUUUGUCCAUAGCCCGACCCACAAACAACCUAAAAAUGAGACCCCAAACUUAUAGUGGUGAUGAAGACUUGCAAGAUUUUCUUGCUCAGUUUCAAAUAACGACAGAAAUAAAUGGAUGGGACUAUGCGCAGAAAUCAUUGUACUUGGCCAGUAGUCUUACAGGUGGGGCUCGUUCACUUUUAAGUGAAAUGAAUGAACGCGAAAGGCGCGAUUUUUGUUCGCUAGAAGAGAAACUCAAGGCAAGGUUUGGUUCCGAAAACAAGGCUGAGGUAUUUCGAACUCAGUUAAAAAGUCGUGUUCGUGGAAAAGGGGAGACCAUUCCGGAAAUGGCUCAAUCAAUUAGAAAAAUGACUAGACUAGCAUAUCCGACUGGUAGUCAAGAUGUUAUCGAGGCCUUAUCUCUUGAUAAUUUUAUAGAUGCCCUGAAUGACUCUGACAUAAGGUUAAGAUUACGAGAAAUAGCACCAAAGACUAUUUCUGAAGCCGAGAAAAUAGCAGUACGUAUGGAAGCACAUAGAUUAGCUGACAGAAAUAGAAAUAAGCUUGUCUGUACUGUAGAUAAGGUCAAUAAUUCAAAAGAAAAUACUGCAAGCUCAUCCCAAGUAGAAAAUAGCGUAGGACUAGAAAGAGUAGGCAGUCAAAAUAGACAGACAAAUAGUUGGCAAAGCAAUAAUGGCAGUAAGAGUCAGAGCUCAAACCAAACCUACCAUCAAUCUAGAAAUAGGAUUCAAAAUGAAAACAGAUCAAAAUAUCAGAGAAAUGGCAAUUAUUACAGGCACUAUGAUAACCAUAGACCUCAUAAUAAUGGGUUUUACAACAAUGGUCCCAACAACAGUGGUACCCAAAAUAAUAGAUGGUCUUACCAAAAUACAGACCAACACAGGUUCAACAGACAAAUCCAGGGAAACGACAACAAGUCAAGCUGGGGGGAUCGCAGCUCGACAACUCAAAAAGGUCCCAAAUUGCAUUAA
Messenger RNA from Mercenaria mercenaria, 1485 nucleotides. RefSeq lists its product as uncharacterized. The transcript has a single exon. The record is from RefSeq and is a predicted model, not a curated record. NCBI's taxonomy places the organism in Eukaryota, Metazoa, Mollusca, Bivalvia, Venerida, Veneridae. The coding region runs from base 1 to 1485 and encodes 494 amino acids.